Messenger RNA from Bombina bombina (fire-bellied toad), 9028 nucleotides. RefSeq names its product myosin-3. Gene Ontology annotation, molecular function: ATP binding; cytoskeletal motor activity; actin filament binding. The transcript has 41 exons. The record is from RefSeq and is a predicted model, not a curated record. Bases 105 to 5927 code for a protein of 1940 amino acids. NCBI's taxonomy places the organism in Eukaryota, Metazoa, Chordata, Amphibia, Anura, Bombinatoridae. Gene Ontology annotation, cellular component: myosin complex.
UUAUCCAUUAGCAAAGGGCUGUUUGAGUUGUAGGAACAGUGAGUACUAAGGUUAGAACAUCAAAGACCUUCCAUUUCUGCGGGCAAAAUUAAAGAGCUGCAGCCAUGAGUAGCGAUGCAGAAAUGGCGGUGUUCGGAGUGUCUGCUCCAUUCCUCAGGAAGCCUGAAAAGGAGCGGAUUGAAGCCCAGAAUCAACCCUUUGAUGCAAAAACCUACUGCUUUGUCUCUGACCCAGUUCAAGACUAUGUCAAGGGGAUUAUUAAAAGUACUGAAGGAGGAAAGACAACGGUGGAAACUGAAGAUAAAAGGACAGUUACGGUUAAGCCUGAUAAUGUUUUUCCAAUGAAUCCGCCCAAGUUUGAUAAAAUUGAAGACAUGGCGAUGUUAACACACCUGAACGAGCCAGCUGUUUUGUACAAUCUGAAAGAGCGCUACAAAGCCUGGAUGAUCUAUACGUAUUCAGGUCUUUUCUGUGUCACUGUGAAUCCCUACAAGUGGUUGCCAGUGUACAACCCUGAGGUCGUCAAUGCGUACAGGGGCAAGAAGCGCCAAGAAGCUCCACCCCACAUCUUCUCCAUCUCUGACAAUGCCUAUCAGUUCAUGUUAACUGAUCGAGAAAACCAGUCUAUUCUGAUCACUGGAGAAUCUGGUGCAGGAAAAACUGUGAACACCAAGCGUGUUAUUCAAUAUUUUGCAACAAUUGCAGCUGUUGGUGACGUAAAGAAAAAGGAAUCAACAAGCAGAAUGAAGGGAACUCUGGAGGAUCAAAUCAUCCAGGCAAACCCCCUGCUGGAAGCUUUUGGCAAUGCCAAGACCGUGAGGAAUGACAACUCCUCUCGUUUUGGCAAAUUCAUUCGUAUUCAUUUUGGUACAACGGGGAAGUUGGCAUCUGCAGAUAUUGAAACAUAUCUGCUAGAAAAAUCCAGAGUGACCUUUCAGCUUAAAGCUGAGAGGAGCUACCAUAUCUUUUACCAGAUCAUCUCUAACAAAAGGCCAGAACUUAUUGACAUGCUGUUAAUUACAACAAAUCCAUAUGAUUUUCCCUACAUAAGCAUGGGGGAGAUUUCUGUGGCCAGCAUUGAUGAUGCAGAAGAGUUAAUGGCCACUGAUAGUGCUAUAGACAUUCUGGGCUUUACGCCUGAAGAAAAAGUUGGUAUUUACAAGUUAACGGGCGCAGUAAUGCACUACGGAGUCAUGAAAUUCAAGCAGAGACCACGUGAAGAACAGGCGGAGCCUGAUGGAACUGAAGUGGCUGACAAAACUGCCUACUUGACUGGCCUAAACUCAGCAGACUUGCUAAAAGCACUUUGCAACCCCCGAGUUAAAGUCGGAAACGAAUAUGUGACUAAAAGUCAAACUGUAGAGCAGGUGCACCAAAAUGUCAACGCACUUGCCAAAUCCGUGUAUGAGAAGUUAUUCUUGUGGAUGGUCACCCGCAUUAACGAGCAACUUGAUACGAAGUUACCAAGACAGCAUUUCAUUGGAGUGUUGGAUAUUGCUGGUUUUGAAAUCUUUGAGCUCAACAGCUUAGAACAACUCUGCAUCAACUUCACCAAUGAGAAACUGCAACAGUUUUUCAACCAUCACAUGUUUGUCUUGGAACAAGAGGAAUACAAGAAGGAAGGUAUCGAGUGGACAUUCAUUGACUUUGGAAUGGAUCUGGCUGCCUGCAUUGAGCUUAUUGAGAAGCCAAUGGGCAUCUUCUCCAUCCUUGAAGAGGAGUGCAUGUUUCCCAAGGCAACCGACACUUCCUUUAAGAACAAGCUAUACGACCAGCAUCUUGGCAAGUCCAACAACUUCCAAAAGCCAAAACCUGCCAAAGGCAAAGCUGAGGCUCACUUCUCCCUUAUCCACUAUGCUGGAACUGUGGACUACAACAUUACUGGCUGGCUAGAGAAGAAUAAGGACCCUCUAAACGAAUCAGUUGUCACACUCUAUCAGAAAUCUUCCAUGAAAAUCUUGUCAAAUCUUUAUGCUACAUAUACCGGGACAGACGCAGAGGAAAAAGCUAAAAAGGGAGCAAAAAAGAAGGGCUCAUCUUUCCAGACGGUCUCUGCACUCUUUAGGGAAAACUUAAAUAAACUGAUGUCAAAUUUGAGGUCCACACAUCCUCAUUUUGUAAGGUGCCUUAUCCCUAAUGAGACCAAAACACCAGGUGAAAUGGACCACCAUCUAGUACUGCACCAGUUGAGAUGCAACGGAGUUCUUGAAGGGAUCAGGAUCUGCAGGAAAGGAUUUCCCAGCAGAAUUGUGUAUGCUGAUUUUAAACAAAGGUACCGAAUUUUAAAUGCAAGCGCCAUCCCAGAAGGGCAGUUUAUGGACAGCAAAAAAGCAAGUGAAAAGCUACUGGGGUCCAUUGACAUCGAUCACACCCAAUAUAAAUUUGGACACACUAAGGUGUUUUUCAAGGCUGGGUUGCUGGGAACUUUGGAGGAGAUGCGUGAUGAUCGUUUAGCUCUGCUGAUUACUCGAACACAAGCUUUAUGCAGAGGAUUCCUAAUGAGGAUUGAAUUCCAAAAAAUGAUGGAACGAAGGGAAGCCAUUUUCUCCAUCCAGUACAAUAUCCGCGCAUUUAUGAAUGUCAAGCAUUGGCCAUGGAUGAAACUGUAUUUUAAGAUAAAGCCUCUGCUCAGAAGCGCAGAGUCAGAGAAAGAAAUGGCACUCAUGAAAGAGGAGUUUGCAAAAACCAAGGAGGACCUGGCAAAGUCAGAGGCAAAAAGGAAGGAGAUGGAGGAGAAAAUGGUCAAACUUCUGCAAGAAAAGAAUGAUCUGCAGUUGCAAGUCCAGUCAGAAUCAGAGAAUUUGACAGAUGCAGAAGAACGAUGUGAUCAGUUGAUUAAAAGUAAAAUCCAGAUGGAAGCUAAGAUGAAAGAACUAAAUGAAAGGUUAGAGGAUGAAGAAGAGUCCAACGCUGAGUUGACAGCAAAGAAGAGAAAGCUUGAGGACGAGUGCUCUGAACUGAAGAAAGAUAUAGAUGACCUUGAGCUGACAUUGGCUAAGGUUGAAAAGGAAAGACAUGCCAUUGAAAAUAAGGUUAAAAACCUCACGGAGGAGAUGGCAAGUUUGGAUGAGACUAUUGUCAAACUAACAAAAGAGAAGAAGGCUCUCCAAGAGGCCCACCAGCAAACCUUGGAUGAUCUCCAAGCUGAGGAGGACAAAGUGAACUCUUUGACCAAACUGAAAACUAAGUUGGAACAGCAAAUAGAUGAUCUACAAGGAUCCUUGGAACAAGAGAAGAAAUUACGUAUGGAUUAUGAAAGGUCCAAAAGGAAGCUUGAGGGAGACUUGAAGCUGGCACAAGAUUCUAUUAUGGAUUUAGAGAAUGAUAGACAACAAAUGGACGAAAAACUAAAAAAGAAAGAUUUUGAGAUAAGCCAACUGCUUAGUAAGAUUGAAGAUGAGCAGACUAUGGGAUCUCAGCAUCAAAAGAAAGUUAAAGAGCUUCAGGCUCGUAUAGAAGAACUGGAAGAGGAAAUUGAAGCAGAGAGAGCUACGAGAGCCAAAGCUGAGAAGCAGAGGUCCGACCUGUCCAGGGAGUUGGAAGAGAUCAGUGAGAGGCUGGAGGAGGCUGGUGGAGCCACUGCUACUCAGAUUGAGUUCAAUAAAAAAAGGGAGACUGAGUUCCAGAAAAUGCGUAGGGACCUUGAAGAGAUUUCCCUUCAGCAUGAAGCUACUGUGGCCACCCUGCGCAAGAAACAUGCAGACAGCACAGCUGAGUUUGGGGAGCAAAUAGACAACUUGCAACGUGUGAAGCAGAAACUGGAGAAAGAGAAGAGUGAAAUGAGGAUGGAGAUUGAUGAUAUUAACAGUAACCUGGAGACUCUCACUAAAUCCAAGGCCAAUUUUGAGAAGAUUUGCCGUACAAUGGAAGACCAUCUUAGCGAAUUUAGGUCCAAGACAGAGGAAAACCAGAGAAACAUAUCUGAGCUGACAAUGCAUAGAGCGCGCCUACAGACUGAGACUGGAGAGCUGUCCCGACAACUAGAAGAGAGGGAAGCUAUGGUAUCACAACUAUCAAGGUCAAAACAAGCUUUUACUCAGCAAAUUGAGGAACUCAAAAGGAUGUUGGAAGAAGAAGUAAAGGCUAAGAAUGCUCUUGCCCAUGGUUUGCAGUCAUCUCGCCAUGACUGUGAUCUUCUCAGGGAGCAAUAUGAGGAAGAGCAGGAAGCCAAGUCUGAGUUGCAGAGAUCUCUGUCCAAAGCAAACAGUGAAGUUUCCCAGUGGAGAACGAAAUAUGAGACAGAUGCUAUCCAGCGAACAGAAGAACUGGAAGAGGCCAAAAAAAAGUUAGCUCAACGUCUCCAAGAGGCAGAGGAGCAAAUUGAAGCUGUGAAUGCUAAAAGUGCAUCGUUGGAAAAGACUAAACAGCGACUGCAAGGGGAAGUAGAGGAUCUCAUGAUUGAUGUGGAAAGAGCCAACUCUGUAGCUGCUGCUCUUGACAAAAAGCAGAGGAAUUUUGACAAGGUCCUGGCAGAGUGGAAGAUGAAAUACGAAGAGACUCAAGCAGAACUUGAAUCUUCAUUGAAGGAAUCAAGGUCUCUAAGUACAGAACUCUUUAAAAUGAAAAAUGCUUAUGAAGAAUCAUUGGACCAACUUGAAACUAUAAAGCGUGAAAAUAAAAACUUACAAAGUGAGAUUACAGACCUAACGGAGCAGAUAUCAUCAAGCAGUAAAUUUAUCUAUGAACUGGAGAAAUCUAAGAAGCAAAUUGAAAUGGAGAAAAGCGAGAUGCAGGCGUCUCUUGAAGAAGCCGAGGCAGCUCUUGAACAUGAAGAGGCCAAAAUCCUUAGAAUUCAGUUGGAGUUGACCCAAGUCAAAGCUGACAUUGAGAGAAAAGUAGCUGAGAAAGAUGAAGAAAUUGACCAGAUGAAGAGAAACUAUCAAAGGGUCAUUGAAAAUAUGCAAACAGCACUGGAUUCAGAAAUAAGGAGCAGGAAUGAAGCGGUCAGGAUUAAGAAGAAAAUGGAGGGCGACCUUAAUGAAAUGGAAAUUCAACUAAGCCACUCAAAUCGUAUAGCUGCAGAAGCUCAAAAAUACCUGAAAAAUGUUCAAAGCCAACUUAAGGACACUCAGAUUCAUCUGGAUGAUGCCAUUCGAGGACAGGAAGAUUUGAAAGAGCAGCUGUCCAUAGUGGAGCGUAGAAGCAGUCUGAUGCUAUCAGAGAUUGAAGAGUUGAGAGCUGCUCUAGAACAGACUGAGAGAUCUAGAAAGAUUGCUGAGCAGGAACUUCUAGAUACCACAGAACGUGUUCAACUACUACACUCACAGAACACCAGUCUUAUUAACACCAAGAAGAAGCUGGAGAGCGAUGUUUCACUGCUGCAAGGAGAGAUUGAAGAUACAACCAAGGAAGCUAAAAAUGCUGAAGAGAAAGCUAAAAAAGCCAUUACAGAUGCUGCAAUGAUGGCAGAAGAAUUAAAGAAAGAACAAGACACCAGUGCUCACCUGGAAAGGAUGAAGAAAAACCUUGAUCAGACCGUGAAGGACCUUCAGCUCCGCCUGGAAGAAGCUGAGCAAUUGGCCCUGAAGGGAGGAAAAAAGCAAAUGCAGAAGCUAGAAACAAGGAUUAGAGAGCUUGAAGGCGAACUUGAUAUAGAGCAGAAAAGGAGUGCCGAUGUUAUAAAGGGAAUUCGUAAAUAUGAAAGGCGCGUGAAGGAGCUUGUUUUCCAGUCUGAAGAAGACAGGAAGAAUGUGCUGAGAUUACAAGACCUGGUUGAUAAACUUCAACUCAAAGUAAAAUCCUAUAAGAGGCAGACUGAGGAGGCUGAAGAUCAGUCUAACGUACAAAUGUCCAAAUGCCGCAAAUUCCAGCAUGAGCUGGAGGAAGCAGAGGAACGUGCUGACAUUGCAGAAACUCAGGUCAAUAAGAUGAGAUUGAGAACUCGUGAAACCAUCACUUCAAAGACAAUUGUUACAACACAAGAGUGAGCAAUGAAACCGGCAAAUAGAAUUUAACAAGAUGUUUAUUUCACAAGAAGGCGCAGUGUCUCGUCUGAGAAAAAUGAAGUAAUAGCAGUGAAAUCACUUGUUACCUGUUUGGCAAUCAAAACAGACUCAAGAUUUAAUUUUUUUGUUUCUAUCAAUUUCAUUUUGUCUUAAUGUGAAAAAAUGUUACCAGGAAAUUUGUAAGGCUUAAAGGGAUGGUAAACCCAUACUUUUACUCUGUAUGAAAUGUUGCCUUGUGAACAUAAGCCUGCUUGUUCUACGCUGGGGGUGUUUUCACAUAGUCAUGCUGGCAAACCAAUCCAUGAGCCGUUGUUUAUUCUCGAGAUGGCAGGUGGUUGGUACAAGCAUUCAGAAUCCAUUCCACCUGUCCUGUACAUAUUAAAGAAAUGAUCACUCCUGUGCACAUUUGUCUUAAGGGAUGAUUUAACUCUUUCAUACAGAAAGACAAGUGCUCUACCAGGAACGAGUAAAAGUGAUGACGAGUUAUCACCCAAAAGCAGCCUCUUUUAGCCCAAUUGUGCUUUUCCUGAAGUAUAUCAGUCUGAUCCCACCUAGUAAGGUCAGUCCAGCCCCUUAAAACCAGGCAAUCCUCAUUUGAACAAGGAAUAUGACAACCACAGACAAAAAUUUUGGCCUUCAUUGGGCCUCAUCAGUGAGGCGCAGCCAUAUUCCUCUAGCACAUUGGGCAAGGAGUCUACGUCUUGUUUCCCUCAUCACCCUUAGGGAGACUUCCCCAGGGUCAUAAUACAAACGAUUGUCUGGAGAUGUCAUGUUUCUUGUUCAGAGAAGGAUUGCCUGGUUUUUUGGGGCUGGACUGACCUUACUCAGCGGGAUCAGACUGAUAUACUUCAGGAAAGUUCUCCUCUGUGAAAAGCCCAAUUGGGCUAAAAGAGGCUGCUCCUGUGUUUUAACUCACUAUAGAACAAGCUACUAAGCUGUUGUUCAUUCCUAGUAGAGCACUUCUCUUUCUAUCUAAUUUCACUCCAUCUCUGGUAGCACUCAGACUAAAAUAAAUUGUGACUCACAAGCACAUAGCUUUGUGACCUACUCUUUACUUUGGUUUGACAGGUCUAGCAGUGCUUCUGCUUCAUGAGAAAUGAGAAGCCACACACCUUCCGUAGACUGCUGCAGAGCUGCACUAAAUGUUAUUGCUUGAGCUGCACUGCUGAUUAUUGGCUGUGCCAUCCGCCCCCACACAAAAUAAAAAAUAAAAAUCACUGGCGCAACUGUAUAGACACACACCCAGCCAGGCGCUAAAAGGCACUAUUUCAUUAUUCUUAACAGGACUGCAGGCACGUGGGUUUAUAUUUCCGAGAACCGUCUAUUUAAAUUUUAGUUACUUAGAUUUCAAUUUUAUUUUAUUCUCCAGGUAAAUAUUUCUCAAGAGAAAUGUGUUUAUCAUUUGCCAUAAAUCAAUUUUUUGCAACAGUUGAACCUUCUUGGCUUUGUCAUCAACCUCAUAUCAUACUAACGGGACAUGAAACCCAACAUUUUUCUUUCAUUAUUUAGAGAAUAUAAUUUAAAAAGAGUUUCCAAUUUACUUAUUUUAUUAAAUUUGCUUAGUUCACAUGUUAUUCUUUGUUGAAGAGAGACCUAGGUAGGUAGCGUGCACAUGCCUGAAGCACUACAUGACAGGAAAUAGUGCUGCCAUCUAGUGCUCUUGCUAAUGUUGCAAAGCUGCAUGCCGUAUAGUGCUGCAGACAUGUGCACACUUCUGAGCAUACAUCCCUGGUUUUCAACAAAGGAUAUCAAGAAAACAAAUAAAAUGUGAUACUAGAAGUAAAUUGGAAAAUUGUUCAAAUUUGUAUGCUCUAUUUGAAUCAUGAAAUAAACAUAUAGGGGCCUAUCUAUCAAGCUCCGUAUGGAGCUUGAAGGCCGGUGUUUCUGGCGAGCCUUCAGGAUCGCCAGAAACACCAAAUAUGAAGCAGCGGUCUAAAGACCGCUGCUCCAAAACCUGUCCGCCUGCUCUGAGGAGGCGGACAGACAUCGCAGGAAAUCAAUCCAAUCGAAUACGAUCGGGUUGAUUGACACUUCAUGCUAGCGGCCGAUUGGCCCCAAAUCUGCAGGGGGUGCCGUUGCACCAGCAGUUCACAAGAGCUGCUGGUGCAAUGCUGAAUGCGGAGAGCGUAUUGCUCUCCGCAUUCAGCAAAGUCUGUCGAACAUGAUCUGCUGAUCGGAUCAUGUCCAAAAAAAGGGUUGAUAAAUAAGCCCGUUUGGGUUUUACGUCCCUUGCCUGACCUGUUAUGGUAUCUGAAGACAGAGGUUCCAAAGCAUUGGUCUGUGGAAGCUAAAUGUUAAGACUGAUCCUGCAAUAGUAGGGUAGAGAAAUAAAAAAAUACAGAUAAUUCGGCCCCAUAGAAUCUAGAAAAGAGAAUCAUAUGUGUUAGUACAUUGAAUAUUGUAUAUGCUGUAAAAAAGCCUUAUGCAAUCCAGACUUGGGAACCGUAGUGAGUACCAGUUAUGGAUAUUUAUGGCAUUAGGGCCAUUAUUUUCAAUAAGUAUACUGCAAGGAUUAAUCUUAAGGUCUCAGUAGGUGAAAACAAAAUGGCUGUUUGUACUCCCCUGAGUACUUCAGUUUUGUGAGCUGCAUUGUUUUUUUAUGCAUUUACAGGGAUUUACUUUAUUUCUGAUAGGAAAGUCAAGAAACUAGUUGCCAUUGUUAAUAUGGAGGCAAUAGAUAGGAUUGAUAUAAAAAAAACCUUCAGGUAUAAUAAGGGAAUUAACAAAGCUGAUGGUGAUUAAAAGAGCAACACUAGGGUAAGGGGUCAAAUCCUCAAGUUAGAGGGUAGCAGGUUCAGGAGUUUACAGAAGUUGUGGUUGAUUCAUGGAAUAGACUUCCAAUACAGGAGGUAAGGAAGAAUGGAAAAACACUGCAUUCAUAAAGGAAAGAUAUAACAAUAUUUCCUAAGAAAUUGAUCACAGGUUUUUGUAUUUGAAAAUAAUCAUAAGUUACCCAGCCAAACUGUGCAUCUAUCACAGCUAUGAUUUCAUUUUAACCGAAAAGGGACACCGCCUUCAGUUAUGUUUGGAUGUAGAAAGUAGUUGUACUUUCCUUGAAGGAAAUAAAUAUAAUAUGCACACCA